UCGUAAACACGGGCAGUGGUGGUGGUAAGAACAUGGGCUCUAAAUCUACAAUGUAGGUGAUGGUAGUAACACUUAACGCUGUCAGGCGACGAAAGUAUAUCGUAUCUUUAUGUGAACAAGGUUGAUAUUCGUUGACAAGCGCCGCAUAGAUUGUCUCAGCUAAUCGGGUUCAUUUUGUUGUUAUCUACCUUACAUGGUUAGGUAGCGUUGGCUAACAUUAGCUAACCCUCAGUUACCACCCGACUACCUUUCCAAAACAACCCCAAACGUUUGUGGUUUAGACGGUGACUAAGCUCAAGGUGAGCUCGUCCCUAUCCCAGAGUCGGGAUGCCGUGUCUGGGCCCCGCAGGCAUGAGGUCCCAUCUUACAGUCCUGGCUCUUGUCCUUUGCUUCUUUCUGGGACCUUCUCCUUCAGAUGCCUACAUCUAUGCGCACUACAGCAAUAUGACCCCCAUGUCAUUCGAGGACAGAUCGGCCCUGUUUGGUAGCCUCUUGCCGAUAGAGGGUCUUAUGGGUGUUUUGGUGGAAGCCCGUCCUCAAAAUGCCUGCUUACCCAUCGACCCUCCCCCUCCCCCGCCAACUCCUGGUGAGGCCAACCUCACUAAAUACAUCGUACUCAUCCGCCGCUUUGACUGCAACUUUGACAUCAAGGUACUGCAUGCUCAGCAGGCCGGGUUCAGUGGUGCCAUUGUCCACAAUAUGUACUCUGACACACUACUUAACAUGAACUACAGCAAUGUUACCAUCGCGGAGGAAAUUGAUAUCCCCUCCGUUUUCACCAGUUACUAUGCCUCCCAAGUCUUGAAAAACUUCAUUAUUCCAGAGAAGGGGGCCUAUAUCAUCCUGAAGCCAGACUUCCCCUUCCCACUGGCCUACUAUCUUAUCCCCUUCACGGGAGUGGUUGGCAUGAUCAUCCUGGUCAUGGUUAUCAUCCUGGUUGUGCGCUGUGUUCAGUAUAGGAAGAGGCUGCGAAAGAACAGACUGACUAAAGAACAACUGAAGAAGAUCCCUAUUCACAAGUUCAACAAAGGUGAUGAGUAUGAUGUGUGCGCCAUAUGUUUGGACGAAUAUGAGGAGGGUGACAAGCUGCGAGUCUUGCCUUGCUCACAUGCCUACCACUGCAGGUGCGUGGACCCGUGGCUGACGCUGACCAAGAAGACGUGCCCCGUGUGCAAGCAGCGGGUGACGCGGCCCAACCCCGAGUUCUCCGAGUCGUCCGACUCGGACGAGGACGGCGGCGGCUCGCGCACCGACGAGGAGGAGGGCGGGGCGGCGGCGGUGGCCGCCGCCGGCGACGAGAACAGCUCCGAGCGCACGCCGCUGCUGCGAGCGUCCAACCCGGCCUCGCCGCUCGCCGGCAGCCCGUCCGUCGCCAGCUACGCCUCCACCGUCGCCACGGUCACCGCCGUCACCACGGUGACCACCGCCCAGUGCCUGGCGCACACGCCGCAGCGCGACUCGCCCCUGCUGGGCUACGACGGCUACUACUCGCCCGAGGAGGACUCGGAGCAGGAGCCGUCGGAGGAGGAGGAGGAGGAGGAGGAGGACGACACGGCCCAGCUCAUCGGCCGAGGCGCGGUAGGAGUCUGAGAGAACAGGAAGCGGCCCAAACAGCGCUAUUAAAAGCCCCCUUUUUAUUGGAGUAGCCCUAGCUGGUCUCAUUGUUUCUCAUAGGGCUGUGAUCAAAGAGGAGGAAAAGAAUAGCAAUGAGGUUUUGUUUUUAAUUUAUUUUAAUUUUUUUAAAAGAAGUCAUUUAACCCCCGCGGUUGAGGCCCCUAAACUCAUAGUGGACUCUCGUUGAUAGCGUUAAAGCUGUCGACUGUCCACUAGUAUGGCUUGUUGUUUGGGAAUGGGAACAUUAACAAAUUAAAAAUUCCAAAAUGAGGCUAUAACAGAAUCCAGUCUAACCUAUACUGUAGGCCAUCAGUGUAAAACCUGACAUGAUUUAAUUAAUGUCGCACAUAAAAUGUAAAAGUGGCAUUUCAACACCAUAUGCCUCCGAACACUCCUCUCUCCUUUAAACACACACACACACACACACACACACACACACACACACACACACACACACACACGUGUGCAUCUAGUGCAAUAUGGACUGGUGGCCAGUUUGUAUGUGUCCACUAACAUGAGUCUCCCCAACGCAGUAUGUGCAAUUGUAUCAUCUUACUCCCCGCAAAGUUUAGUGUACCCCAAAGACUUGGAAUAUAUUUGUGAUAUUCCAAUCCUGCUUAUGAAAUCAUGUUGCCAUUGUUCAGUUGGUGAUUUGCAACUGUAUUUUUUUUUUUUUUUAAAUGGCAGUAAUUGUCACUGCACCCUGUUCUAUUGCUACUGUGGAUUGAUGUUUUUUCUUUUCUUUUUUAAAUGUGAUUCCAUCUGAACCACGAUUUGGGUUCUUGUCUGGAUGUCAAACGUUGAAGCGUAACAAACUGGUUUGGGCCGAGAGAGUGUGAGGGGCAUUCAACAGGGUGCUGUAUGAGACCCAAAUCUCUUGCCCCACUUUGCACUCAUCUCUCUCUCUGUUCAGUCUUUCUCUCUUUUUUUCUCUCUCUCUCUCUCUCUGCUCUACUCUUCUCUCCCCUUCUCUCUCUCUCUCUCUCUGCUCUACUCUUCUCUCCCCUUCUCUCUCUCUCUCUCUCUGCUCUUCUCUUCUCUCCUCUGCUCUCUCUCUCACCCCAUCUAGAUUUUCUUUUAUAACUGAUGGAAUGUCUUAAGGGACACAGCAGAAUUUUAUGUUAAUUUUAUACACAGACCACACACACACUUUUACUCUGUGUGUGAAUGGUUUCUUUGUCUGGACACUAAUAAUAUAGAUGCUUCUUUGGGUCAUAUACUGUGGUUAAGUCUUUCUGUUGAUGUAUAGGUCACAUGUAAACCAACUCUCUGUUAUAAGAUCAAGUCUCUGUUCUAGUACAGUUAAAUGAUUAUUGUUACUGCCUAAAUGCACAUCUUAUACACUUGUAUUGAAGUUGUGCCUGGUUUGAAAGCUGUUUAGAGGCAGUACUACUAGUUCCCUCCAUAAUCAGUUUCCCAUCAAAAAUCAUCGCAAGCGACUUGAAUGUGUGUAGUUUCUACUCAAAUUGAUCUUUGUGAACUGAUUUUUUUUUUUUUUUUUGUCUGUAAAUACAUUUUUUCUUUAGAACAUCCUGUCAGAGGUCAUACCUUGCUGAAAGUGAAGGUGUGACAAGUCAUUGAGUGGAAUUUAAAUGGAAAUUAAAGCACAUUUAGAUAACAUGAAUAACCACCAGGUAUCUGUAGGAUACUGACAAACAUGCCCAGAAUGGGGACCAAGUUCUUGUUGAAUAACCAUUUGCAAAUGAUUUGUUUUUCCAUUUACCGUAUACGAUCAAUGUUUGUGUAUCUUUGAUGCCUACCUUUGCUGAUAUUUUCUUUAGGGGAUGUACUUUCUUUACCUUUGUGCCAUAAAAAAAAACGAUUUUACCUUUA
This is a messenger RNA of Sardina pilchardus (European sardine), 3447 nucleotides long. RefSeq names its product ring finger protein 167 (gene rnf167). The transcript has 10 exons. The coding region runs from base 328 to 1590 and encodes 420 amino acids. NCBI's taxonomy places the organism in Eukaryota, Metazoa, Chordata, Actinopteri, Clupeiformes, Clupeidae. The record is from RefSeq and is a predicted model, not a curated record.